This is a messenger RNA of Protopterus annectens (West African lungfish), 3707 nucleotides long. RefSeq names its product ectonucleoside triphosphate diphosphohydrolase 1 (gene ENTPD1). NCBI's taxonomy places the organism in Eukaryota, Metazoa, Chordata, Ceratodontiformes, Protopteridae. Gene Ontology annotation, molecular function: UDP phosphatase activity; GDP phosphatase activity. The record is from RefSeq and is a predicted model, not a curated record. Gene Ontology annotation, biological process: nucleoside diphosphate catabolic process. Gene Ontology annotation, cellular component: plasma membrane. The transcript has 10 exons. The coding region runs from base 314 to 1825 and encodes 503 amino acids.
CAAAGGCUUCCUUUCCAUAAGGAACCCUGUUGUCCUUCACUGUCUUGUUUGGACAACAUCAGGACAUUUUGGCACUUUUGACUUGAUAUAGGAGUUUGAGAAGUAACAGUACCUGUGGAAUAUUCCAGAACUGCAUGAUUCUACCUCUUAUAGCCCUAAUAAAGUUUCAGCAUCCUAAUCUCCACUUUCUUUGCAUGGGAUGGUAGUUGAGGAGAACAUGUCAGCCUAGGUGACUGUCCGGGUUAUAUUACCUUUCCCACAUGUGUUGUCAUUUGGUUUCACACAGUGACGUGACUUACUCCAUUUGUCAGAUAUGGAACAGAAGAAUCCAUGGCACAGAAAAACUAUCCUAUGCAUCUUGUUUCUUUUCCUGCUGGGAAUUGUAGCCUUGGUGUGUAUAGGAGUUAUUCAGAACAGACCUCUUCCUGAAAAUGUCAAGUAUGGCAUCGUCUUGGAUGCUGGCUCAUCUCAUACCAGCGUAUUUGUGUAUUCGUGGCCAGGAGAAAAAGAAAAUGACACUGGGGUUGUAAAACAGGUCACACAUUGUAACGUCAAUGGUUCCGGCAUUUCCAGUUAUGCUAACAAAGUACAGAAUGCUGGAAAGUCAUUGCAGAACUGCAUGGAUAAAGCAAUGGAGGAUAUUCCAAAAAGGAGACACAGUGAGACUCCAGUGUACCUAGGAGCUACAGCAGGAAUGCGUUUACUUGAACUCCAGAAUGCAACAUUGUCAGAUGGAGUUCUUGCUUCAGUAAAGCACACACUGAGCAGCUAUCCCUUUAACUUCCAAGGUGCUAGGAUCAUCUCUGGACAGGAAGAGGGAGCUUAUGGAUGGAUAACCAUCAACUACCUCCUUGAAACAUUUUUUGAGCCCCAAAGUAUUUUUAGAAGUGAGCUCACGAAUACGUAUGGAGCCUUGGAUCUUGGAGGAGCUUCAACUCAGAUAACAUUUGUGCCUGAGGAACAGAUAGAGUCUCCACAAAAUCUGUCAUAUUUCCGACUGUAUGGGAGGUCAUACAAUGUCUAUACUCACAGUUAUCUCUGCUAUGGGAAAGAUCAAGCCCUUAGAGUUAUGUUGGCUAAACAACAACAGGAAUCAAAUGGCAGCAACAUUAUCAGGACUCCAUGCUUCUACAAAGACUUUGAGAUGAACUACACAGAUGUCUAUAGCAGUCCAUGUACCGCAUCUUAUUUAAAAGAAGAUAUGAACUCAAAUAUAUCCAUCCUAGUGGUUGGAGAGGGUGACGCAGAAAAGUGCAGACAAAACCUAAAAAAUCUCUUCAACAAGUCAACUUGCAGGUUUUCAAAUUGUGGCUUUAAUGAUGUCUUCCAGCCACAUGUUUUCGGGAAGUUUGGGGCUUUCUCUGCUUUUUAUUACGUGAUGAGGACUCUGAAUGCCAGUGAUACUCCAUUGCCACUCCAUGAAAUCAAGGAAAGAACAAAGGUUUUCUGCAAGAAGACAUGGCAGCAGGUCAAACAAGAGAAUGCACAUGUGAAAGAGAAGUACUUGAAAUACUUGAUGGAGACCUGUUUUUCUGCCAAUUACAUUCUCAUGCUGCUAGAAUAUGGUUACAAAUUUUCCAAUGAAACUUGGGAGAACAUUGAAUUCCGUAGAAAGAUCAAAAAUACUGAUGCUGGAUGGACUCUGGGAUAUAUGCUGAACCUAACAAACAUGAUUCCUGCUGAAUCAAAGCAACAGCCCCUUCUCCCGUAUGGUGGAUAUGUGACUCUAAUGGUCCUCUUCUCCAUUUUCCUGCUUGUUGUUCUUCUGAUGGGCUUAAUAUGUUUUCAAAGACGCAGCUGUACAACUGGGAAAUAUUCAAUUUAAUUUACAGUCUAUGUUAGGGAUCACUCACAUGGAGUUUGAAUUUUACCAGUAAUAAGAAAAGGUGCCAGUUUUAUUUAAUGAAUUCUGUUACAAAAAAGGAUAAUUUUUUUCAAAACAAGAUGACCGUGUGAACAGACUGAAGAGAAGGUUGCUUUCAACACAAACAUACUCCUUUUGUGGAAACAAACUGCUGUAUUUGAACCUUUUUUCAGGGCAUUACUGAAUUCAUUGUAAUUGCAAAGCCUACAAGGAACUGUGAACUUGAAUGUUAAACAGCAAAUCAUUUCCAGGAGCAUCACAAGCAAACAGUGCAACAGCAAACGUCCUUGGGUCUGAUUCCUGUUAUAUAACCAAAUGUAUUGUUUAUUUCUAACUGUUUCGUCCCUGUUGAAAGGGAGCAUGCAUAUUUUCAAACCAAGGACAUCCAGGCAAGAAAUAUGGUUUGGGUUUGCACUGAGGUAAUAGGGACCAAGGCACUCUUUAUGAACCUUUUUUUUUAAAGAUAGUUGCAGUAUAGUAUUAGGACAGGACUUCCAGCAUUCAGCAUAGUAUCAAAAGCAGGAGUUUUACUUUCCACUUGGGGCUAGUUUAUUACUGUGUUGAUAUUGCUGAAUGACAAACCAAAGAUUAGAAAGUUGAAUUUCUCUUGUGUGUGGGAGUCUUUUCAAGACAGUAUUAAAUUGAUGUUCGAGGGGCUCAGGAUGUUUAUACUCUCAUUCCUAUAUUAUUAUUUUUGUCAAACAGAAAAUUUCAUUUACAUCAUUGUGAGUGUUUCAGCAUUUUACCACUACCAAGUUAUAUAGAAGCAUAUACUGUAUGUGGAAUGUAGAUAAAGGGAACGAAUCGGCCCACAGAGCUGUCACUUACCAAUCUUUCGCCACUUUAAAAUAGUAAAUAACAUGGAUCUGUGAUUUGCCAGGGACUACACAUUCACCAAAACACAUCAGGGCCUUACAGGAAAUAACUCCCAAAAAGGUACAUUUUUAGUAUAUUCUUAGUAUUACUAGUAUGGCAAAAGAAAAGUAAAUAAAAAUAUAUUUAUGCAAGGGGCACUCCUCCCCUGCGCUCCUCGUGUGUGGGGGGAUGGGAGGGGGGACUGUGCCAUCCAUGUCUGCUACUUUAUUAUUCAUGUACCAAGGUCAUACAGCCUCAGGGAUAAUCUGAAAUGUUUCUUGAGAUACUUAGAAGUCGCCCGUCACUACAGCUGUGCAAUCUUAAUGUAAGAGUUAUGAAGUAUUGAGGUUUUGGGGUACAGCCAUCUACAUGGUGGUAUCAUAGACGUGACAUCUUUGCAAAAUCAUAUAAUUGUGGUUUCCAAUAUUUAUCCUGCAUUGUUUUGUUUUAGUGGAACUGAAUCAACAAUUAAGUGAAAAAGUGCUUUGUAUAAUUUAUCAUUUUUAGUAGGCAUUAUGUAGUUUAGUAGAAGACUUGAGUCUGUGUCUGCAUGAGCUCAUCAGCAAAAGGGACAUACUUUUACUGCAUUCUGUAUUUCUCUGUUUAGAAGCUGCCACAAUGCUUUGUUACCAUGUUUGUGUUGGCAGUUACAUGAAAGAAUUAUUCAGAUGAUCUCUCUCUGAGUUGAGAAAGUAAUAAGAUACCAUGGAUGCAAAGAAAGUUAAAGCUACCUCCAUCUAAGAAUAAAGGAGGUGACUUAUCUGAUAUAAAAGUACCUAAUUUUCACCAGCUCAAGCUCAGAUAAAUAAGAAAAAGCAUAUAAAUUUAGGCAGUGAGAAGAACUAAAUACACCUUAGCCUCUAUGGAAAAACCAGGUCUAUGUUAAAUCAUCAAAAGCUUAAAAAAGUGAACGAUGAUUUAUCGUGCCCAUGUAAGUGAAAGCUUACAAUCUCAAACGCUUAGAACAGCGAUUUUUUUUUCCCCAAGG